Molecule: messenger RNA, 4844 nt
Organism: Crotalus tigris (Tiger rattlesnake)
Lineage: Eukaryota; Metazoa; Chordata; Lepidosauria; Squamata; Viperidae
Gene: AGFG1
Product: ArfGAP with FG repeats 1
Exons: 15
Coding region: 2405-4204 (599 amino acids)
Cellular component (GO): cytoplasmic vesicle
Molecular function (GO): GTPase activator activity
Source: RefSeq, a predicted model, not a curated record
UCUUUACCCAGGUUCAACCUCAUGUAUUUGUGUCUCAGUAAUUUGCAAUACUCAUCUAAUUUCCAUCAAAAUUUCUAAUCUGUUAAAUAUAUUUGCAAGGAGUAUGAGCAUCUACUAGGAAUUUCUCAUGUGUAAUCUCACUAGAAUAGUGAUUGUACAAUAUCACAUCUUCCAAUUAUGCAUUAAAAGAAUCCCCCACACAUAUUUAGAACCAAAUAAGAUCAUUGACACGGCUUUAAAAACAUUCACCUAUGUUUGAAUAUAUUUCUAUUUCAGCUUUUAUUACAAUGGAAUGCAUACGGAGUCUUCAAACCUCUUGAAUUUCCUCCUUAAACUGGACCUGAAUGCUGACAUCAACAUCUAUUAGCUAUAGAAUAAUCUCAUACCAAUUAGAUGGGACUGAGGGAGAAAAGAUAGAUGCUGUGCUGUUACCAACCUAAUGAUUCUAUUACUCCUGCUCUUUGUCAAGAUAUGGGAACUCUGCUGGAAGGAAAUAUGACUUUCUAAGUUCCCCUGAGACAUGCUACAUAUACAUAUUCACCUACUGAAAAUGAGAUUUAAUAGAAACUCACACAUAUUAGACUAUGAAUAUAUUUACAGAGAUAAUAUUAUAUUUCAAGCAAUUUAGAAAAUAAUUAUUUGAUGUUCUGGAUAUAUACUUUGUAUGAUAAAACGUACAAUAUUCCUUGCUGUACACACUGCUUAUAAUUCUGAAACUUAAAGCCUUAGCACAUUGAGAAUGAGGCUGAUGGACAAUUUACAAUCAUUACGUGUUUGGAAAGAAUCACAGUGAUAAAACACAUCUUUGCCUGUGAAAGACUACUUGUAUGUUUAAAGGAUUUUAGUACAUAGCAAAACAAAAAUGAAACCAGCAAGGUAGUUGAAUAAUAUCCAGUAAAAUGGUCUAACUAGGAAGGAAUUCAAAGAAUGUUUCAACUGCUAUUUGAUCAGCAACAUAUAUACAACUCAUCUCUAGGUCCAGAUGCUUACUUGAGAAUAUAUAAUAUAAAAUACAACUUUGCUUUUGUAGAAACCAGAAGUUAAAACCAAUGCUUGUCAUCUUAGGUUAUCAAAAAAUGGGGAAAAGGGGAAGUGGCAGUACAGCCAAAAUAAAGUUGUAUCUAUGAGCCACAAUCCACCCAAGCAAUAAUGGUCAUAAAAAUAAUUAUAUCUAUUGGCCUGUAAUCUCAUUGCUUCUGCAAAUUGCUGGCCCCAGACAUUAAUAUAAAACCAAACAAUAGUGCUAGGUGUGUGGCAGAUUGUGCAAUCAUUUUAUGGCAUUUCCAUGUUUUUUUAUAAUUGUAAAUCACUCAAAAUCAGAUGGGCAGUGUCUAAAUUUGAUUAAUAAAUUGCUGAAGCAUUGUUUACUGGAUAAAUUACACAUUGGAUUCAUGUGUAAUUAAAAUAAAAAUAGGGAUAAAGGUAAAAUAUUUUGGGAGGACAUAAGCAAAAGUGGGAAGACCACUUUUUCCCCCCCUGGAGUUUUUAAGCAGGGGGUGUUCUGCAAGUUUUCUUGGUUUGUAGAGCAAUACUUUCUUUCUGUACUUCGAAAGAACAAUGGUACAAUAUUCGGUAACGGAUUAGUGGGAAGUCGAGUGGAGCAGAAAGGAUUCUGAGGCUCAUCCAGCAACAGGUCGAGUUUUAGAAAUCUCACCGUCGGAGCUCAUCAACUAUGACAAAUCAAAGUGACGUAGCUGCCUCCACAUACAAGAGUCUCAGGCUCCUGAAAAUUAUUUGCUGGGAGAAGCCACAAAGGACUACUCAGGUAGUGCCAGGAUGACCCUUUAAUCCCAUUCAUUGAGAUCAUGCGAUUGCAGGUUAAUUCAAAUUCAGGAAGUUCUCCCUAUGUUCUUGGAACACAUGGUGUUCGUCACGGACUUUGGACCGUCAGUUCAUCGCCCCGGCUUGGUUCACCGAUUCUUUCCCUUUCGCCGGCACAUUUUCUUUUAAACCCCUUUCCUUACGUCAUAAGUCCCCAACUUCAGCUUGCGUCUCGCCCCCUCCCGACUUGCAGGGUCAUGCCAGGUAACCGGCUCCCGUUAGGAAAAGAGACACGGGAAAUCCUCCCUGGCGGAAGGGGGCGCUUUUCGCCUUUGUCAGAGCGUCCGCGGCGCUCCUCUCCUUGUUUCUGGAAGAAGUGUCGGGCAGGUUCCGCCUGGGCUCGUCAUUCAGCCGCCGCGGGCCCGGCUCGAGUUCGACGCUGCUGCUGCUCCUCUUCCCCUCUCCUCUUCUGUUCUCCCGUUGGGCUGUGUGGGUGGGAGCGACUCUCGCUCUUCUGUUGGUUGACCCCCCGCUCUCGCCGCCGCCGCUCGAACGGGACGGUGCCUGCCUCUCCAGCGCCGCCUUCCUCUUCGUUCUCGAGCGGACCGGGGAUCGGCUCCCCACCCCGCCCCCGGCGGAGACCAUGGCGGCGAGCGCCAAGCGGAAGCAGGAGGAGAAGCACCUGAAGCUGCUGAGGGAGAUGAGCAGCCUUCCGCCCAACCGCAAGUGCUUCGACUGCGAUCAGCGCGGCCCCACCUAUACCGACAUGACGGUGGGCAGCUUCGUUUGUACUUCCUGCUCCGGCAUCCUGAGAGGUUUAAAUCCACCUCACAGAGUGAAGUCCAUUUCAAUGACCACAUUCACACAGCAAGAAAUAGAAUUUCUUCAGAAGCAUGGGAAUGAAGUAUGCAAACAGAUUUGGCUAGGAUUAUUUGAUGAUAGAUCAUCAGCAAUUCCAGACUUCCGGGAUCCUCAAAAAGUCAAAGAAUUUCUACAAGAAAAAUAUGAAAAGAAAAGAUGGUAUGUUCCUCCAGAACAAGCAAAGGUUGUGGCUUCUGUCCAUGCAUCUAUAUCUGGAUCUUCUGCUAGUAGUACAAGCAGUACUCCAGAAGUUAAACCACUUAAAUCUCUCUUGGGAGAAUCUGCACCAGCUCUGCACUUAAAUAAAGAUACACCUACCCAAUCUCCUAUUACAAUUCGGUCUCAAGGGCAGUCACAAGAAAAGAAACAGUUUGAUCUUCUCAGUGAUCUUGGUUCAGACAUAUUUGCUGCUCCUGCUCCACACACCAGAGCUACUGCAAAUUUUGCUAAUUUUGCACACUUCAACAGUCAUACAGCGCAGAACUCUGCAAACGCAGGUUUUGCAAACUUUGAUGCAUUUGGACAGUCUAAUGCUUCGAGUAAUUUUGGUGGUUUCCCCACAGCAAGUCAGUCUGCUUUUCAGCACCAAAAUACAGCGUUCAGAACGCUUUCAUCUAGCUGCAGUUUUGGUGACUUUACUACUUCUGCUUUCCCUGGCCAGGCUAUGCGCAGUGGGAGCGCUGGAUCAGUGAAUGCUAACUUUGCACACUUUGAUAACUUCCCCAAAUCCUCCAGUGCUGAUUUUGGAGCCUUCGGUGGUUCUCAGAGCAACACAACUGCAGCCAGUAAAGCUGUAGUGAAUAAACCAUGUCUCCAGUCAGCAGAUAAAUACGCAGCUCUUGCUAAUUUAAAUAAUAUCUUCACAGGGCAAGGUGGUAAUGAGCAAGGAAAUGGCUUUGCUGCCGGUACAGUACCAGCAGCUCCUGCUGGGUCAGCUCCAAGUCAAACAAGUACAUCUUCAGACAAGUAUGCAGCUCUAGCAGAAUUGGAUAGUGUGUUCAGCUCCACCGCAACCACUAGUAAUGCAUAUACUUCCACCAGUAAUGUUAGCAGUAGUGCUUUUGGAACAGUUCCAGUUGGUGCUAAUACACAGACGCAGUCUGCAUCAUCCAGUGUUCCUGCUCAAUUUGGAGCAACACCAUCCACAAAUCCAUUUGUGGCUGCACCUGUAGCUGCAGUAGCAGCAUCAACAAAUCCAUUCCAAACCACCAGCCGAGGAGCAGCAGGCCUUUCAGGAGCAAUUCACUCUCAUAUAUUUCCUCAGGCUCACUUUGCAACAACAUUUGGCACAGCUUCCAUGAGUAUGCCUGCAGGAUUUGGAACAACUGCCUCAUACAGUCUUCCUACUAGUUUUAGUGGUAACUUCCAGCAGCCUGCAUUCCCAGCUCAGGCAGCUUUUCCUCAGACUGCUUUCACUCAGCAACCUAACGGUACUGGUUUUGCUGCAUUUGGACAAGGAAAAUCAGUAGUAACCCCAUUUGGGCAAGUUACAACUGUUGGAGUCUCCAGUAACCCUUUUAUGGCAGGAGCAGCAACGGGGCCUUUUCCAACAGGAAGCUCGUCAACUAAUCCUUUCUUAUAGCCUUAUAGACACUUUACUUAAAAGAACUCUAUGUGAUCACAUAACAUCUCUAUGCCUCUUGCACUGUUGUCUUGUUUCACUGACCUUAGCUUUAAACACAAAAUAAGUCUUUCAGAAAAAAAAGUCUGCGUUGUGUAUUAAAACCAAGGAACACCAGGUGAUGUACAAAACAUGGGACUGUGGUAACAUCCUUUCUUGUGCAAUGGCAGGAGAAUGUUAAUAGUAUCAUGUAUAUUAAAAUUGGCUAAUAUUAAGUUAUUGCAGAUAUCAUUCAUUAUGCUGCAGUAUUGUACAUAUUUUUCUCUUAGGAAUUAGUUAUUUGUGCAUAUCAGUAUUUGUAACUUUUAACACACUGUUAUGUGAAAAAUGUUACCGGGAGAAAUAGAUCAGCCAGUUUAAGGUGCUGUCAUAUAUCUUGGAAUGAAUGGCCUAAAUCAUUUUAACAUUGCUUGUUGAGAUUUAUGAAUUCAGAACUGAAGUUUUAUUCAUUUCUUGAAGUGUUUUUUUCCCUUUCCUGAAGAGUUCUUCUAUUUAUACAUGCCUAAAUUCUAUAUAAUGUGGAGGGAUACCUGUCUGCAUAAUAAAGCUGAUCAUGUUUUGCUACAGAUUGCAGGUGGAAAAAAUAAAUAUUAAAAAAGUU